GGCCGAUUUCACCAGUGCAGUGUAAACAGCAGUUGCCGAUCUUCAAGGCAGCAAUCCACCAUUAGAGACGACGAUCGUCAAGGCAGCAAUCCGCCAUUAGAGACGACGAUCUUCUGCAGCAGCUGCAAUUUCUUCUAGUGACACUUUCAUGGCGGAAUUCCUUGACCUGGAGGCCCAAGACUCCGUACGCAUGCCAUGGAACGUUAUACCAGGAACCAAGCAAGAAUCAGCCAACUGCGUCGUUCCCGUUGCCGCAAUUUACACCGUUAUAAAGUCAUUCCCUUCGAUGCCUGUCCUCCCUUACUCCCCUCUCCGUUGUCGUAAUUGCCGAUCGGUUCUCAAUCCAUUCUCCAUCGUUGAUUUCCCCGCUAAGAUCUGGAUCUGUCCUUUCUGUCUCCAACGUAAUCAUUUCCCUCCUCAUUACCACUCAAUCUCCGAUGAAAACCUUCCCGCGGAGCUCUUCCCUCAGUACACCACGAUCGAGUAUGAAUCCCCUUCGGAAAAAGCAACUGUCCCGCCGGUUUUUCUCUUUGUUGUGGAUACAUGUAUGAUCGAGGAGGAAAUUGGGUUUCUCAAGUCUGCUUUGUCACAGGCAGUUGGACUUUUGCCAGAGAAUUCGCUUCUCGGUCUGAUAACAUUCGGGGCUUAUGUGUGUGUUCAUGAAUUGGGUUUUAGUCAGAUUCCCAAAGUAUAUGUGUUUAGGGGGUCUAAGGAGAUCACUAAAGAUCAAGUGUUGGAACAGAUGAAUUUCUUUGUAAAGAAACCGAAGCCAGUGACUGGUGUGGUUGCUGGCGUGAGGGAUGGGCUCUCGCCGGAGACAAUUGCACGAUUCUUGUUGCCUGCUUCCGAGAGUGAGUUCACCAUCAAUACGGUAUUGGAAGAACUUCAGAAAGAUCCUUGGCCUGUUCCAGCAGACCAGAGGGCCACAAGGUGCACUGGCACAGCAUUAAGUGUGGCUGCACAUUUGUUGGGGGCAUGUGUCCCAGGUUCUGGGGCUAGAAUAAUGGCAUUUGUGGGCGGUCCAUCCACUGAGGGGCCUGGUUCUAUUGUGUCAAAAAGUUUGUCUGAACCCAUCCGAUCGCACAAAGACCUUGAUAAAGAUUCUGCUCCCAACUAUCACAAAGCUGUAAAGUUUUAUGAAGGGCUUAGUAGACAGCUUGUACAUCAAGGGCAUGUAUUGGAUCUCUUUGCUUGUGCACUUGACCAGGUUGGGGUGGCCGAACUUAAGAUAGCUGUAGAAAGAACUGGAGGAUUAGUGGUGCUUGCAGAAAGCUUUGGCCAUUCAGUCUUCAAGGAUUCACUUAGACAUGUUUUCCAAAGUGGUGAUUAUGAUCUUGGUCUGUCAUCAAAUGGUAUUUUUGAGGUCAAUUGCUCGAAGGAUAUCAAGAUUCAAGGAGUUGUUGGUCCUUGUGCUUCUCUUGAAAAGAAGGGUUCUUUAUCCUCUGAAACCGUCAUUGGUCAAGGUAACACAACAGCAUGGAAGAUGUGUGGACUUGACAAAAGCACAUCUUUGUGCCUAUUCUUUGAGAUUGUGAAAAAGGACAACCCAGAUGUUACUGGCCAAGUUACAAGCAACCAGUUCUACUUCCAAUUUCUAACAUAUUAUCAGCAUCCAAAUGGUCUAAUGCGACUUCGUGCCACUACACUUUCCAGAAGAUGGGUUGCUGGGCCUGGAAGUACACAGGAGUUGAUUGCUGGGUUUGAUCAAGAAGCCGCUGCUGUAGUCAUGGCACGUCUAGUUUCUUUCAAAAUGGAAUCUGAGGCAGAGUUUGACCCAAUUAGAUGGCUGGAUAAGUCAUUGAUACAUUUAUGUUCUCGAUUUGGUGACUACCAAAAGGAUCACCCAUCUUCAUUCAGCUUAUCUCCCCGCUUUUCAAUAUAUCCACAGUUUAUGUUCCAUUUGCGGCGUUCUCAGUUUGUGCAGGUUUUCAAUAAUAGCCCAGAUGAGACGGCAUACUUUAGGAUAAUUCUGAACCAUGAAAAUGUCACUAACUCGGUUGUGAUGAUUCAGCCUUCAUUGAUUUCAUAUUCUUUUCAUUCUGGCCCUGAACCCGCUAUGCUAGAUGUCGCAGCCAUUGCAGCAGACAGGAUCCUACUUUUGGACUCUUAUUUUACAGUAGUUGUAUUUCAUGGAGCAACUGUCGCCCAAUGGCGAAAAGCAGGAUAUCAUAAUCAGCCGGAGCACGCGCCAUUUGCGCAAUUGCUUCUGCUCCCUCUAGAUGAUGCAGAUGCUAUAAUUAAGGAGAGAUUUCCUGUACCUCGUCUCGUCAUUUGUGAUCAACAUGGCUCACAGGCUCGUUUCCUGUUGGCAAAAUUGAACCCUUCUGCUACAUACACUUCUGACAUGCCUUCUCAUGAAAGGGAAAUAAUCUUCACGGAUGAUGUUAGCUUUGAGGUCUUUAUGGAUCAUCUUCAGAGGUUAGCAGUUCAGUAGAGUUCUUCAGUGACCCUUCUCAGAGGUUAGCUGACAAAUAGAGUACAACUUGGCCAUGAAUUUUGUAAAACUCGUGUUACCUAAAUGGUUGUACAGUAAUAGUCUAUUUUAUUUUGUUCUUUUGAGAUUCUUUUUUAUAUUUUGGUUUGUAUGCAAAAGCUAUUGCUUUGAUAAUCAAUAAUUUGACAUUGUUUCAUACAA
Molecule: messenger RNA, 2635 nt
Organism: Impatiens glandulifera
Lineage: Eukaryota; Viridiplantae; Streptophyta; Magnoliopsida; Ericales; Balsaminaceae
Product: protein transport protein SEC23
Exons: 12
Coding region: 149-2434 (761 amino acids)
Biological process (GO): endoplasmic reticulum to Golgi vesicle-mediated transport; intracellular protein transport; COPII-coated vesicle cargo loading
Cellular component (GO): endoplasmic reticulum exit site; COPII vesicle coat
Molecular function (GO): zinc ion binding; GTPase activator activity
Source: RefSeq, a predicted model, not a curated record